GUGCAAAGUGUCUGCAAAUGAAAAUUUCUAUCUCAUAUUUGGUUUGUGAUUGGUUUAUACAUGCCAGCAAAAUAAUCUGACCUAAUUGUGCUCGGUUCGGACCACUUUAUCAUAUAGCCGCAAUUCAACUUAUAUUCCAAUCAAAAAUGAACUUCUUACUCGCUCUUCACUGUAGCUGAAUCGCGGUGACUUGUUAUCUCGGUACAAGAAGAGGUAGUGCGAGAGAGGGAGAGAGGAUGAGAGGCAAGGCAGUGCCAAGCUACACGCGACGACUUCAUUCAAAUUUCAGCACUCGGCCGCACGCGUUUUCGUCGUCGCUCAAACGUUUUCGCUUCCUUUCAAGUUUGCUUGCAAGUCAAAUCAGAAAUUCAACAAAAAAAACAAACACAAUUUGCAUUUAUCAAGUGUGCGAGCUAUGAUGUAUUUCGAUUUUGUGCCAAUCGCCGUGGGAGUGGUAGCCGUCGUAGCCGGCGCUCUGAUCGUCCACUAUUUCCUGAACAAGAAGUCUACUAAGCCGCGCCGGGAGCCGAACCGUACUGCCCGCCUCCGCACCCUGGUGGACCCCAAUGACAAGUAUCUGCUGCCGCUGGUCGAGAAGGAGGUGCUUAGCGUUGACACACGUCGCUUCCGCUUCGGCCUGCCCUCCAAGCAGCACGUUCUGGGCCUGCCAGUGGGCCAGCACAUCCACCUGAUUGCGACCAUUGACAAUGAGCUGAUCAUCCGUCCCUACACGCCCAUCUCGUCUGACGACGACGUCGGCUACGUCGAUCUGGUAGUCAAGGUGUACUUCAAGGACACGCAUCCCAAGUUCCCCGGCGGCGGCAAGAUGACCCAGCAUCUGGAAAAAAUGGAGCUGGGCGACAAGAUCUCGUUCCGCGGACCGUCCGGCCGCCUGCAGUACCUGGGCAACGGCACCUUCUCUAUCAAGAAACUGCGCAAGGACCCGCCCAAGCACGUGACCGCCAAGCGGGUCAACAUGAUUGCCGGCGGCACAGGCAUCACUCCCAUGUUGCAGCUGGUCCGAGAAGUGCUGAAGCGCAACGACAAGGACAAGACCGAAAUGGCCCUGCUGUUUGCCAACCAGAGCGAAAAGGAUAUUCUACUGCGCGGGGAGCUGGACGAACUGGCCCAGAAGCACCCCGGCCAAUUCAAGGUCUGGUACACCGUGGACAAGGCGGCCGAAGGCUGGGCCUAUAGCGAGGGUUUCAUCAACGAGGACAUGAUCGCCGGACAUCUGCUGCCGGCCAGCGACGACACCAUCGUGUUGCUCUGCGGCCCACCGCCCAUGAUCAAUUUUGCCUGCAAUCCAGCGCUGGACAAGCUCAACUUCCACCCGGACACCCGAUUCGCCUACUAGAGGGGAGCGCCCAGCUUCCUUGGAGCCUUCCUGCCAAAAUGGCAGGGCUAACUUGCGUUGGAGAAAGAAUUUGCAUUUCGGUUUUGUCAUUUUCAUGUUAACAUGUCGCCUAACACCACCUCAUCGAACUCUGCAUCCAAGCGCCUGCAUCCGGUCCCAGAAGUCGGGAUCGAUGCGAUCGAUGAACCCAAAGCAAAUGUGUAACAUGUAACACCAUCCGUGCUAAUUGUUGUAGCUCUUUUUUAUUAUUUGUGAAUAAAAACAAGUGUUAACAAAAG
This is a messenger RNA of Drosophila pseudoobscura, 1635 nucleotides long. Its product is annotated as NADH-cytochrome b5 reductase 3. The record is from RefSeq and is a predicted model, not a curated record. NCBI's taxonomy places the organism in Eukaryota, Metazoa, Arthropoda, Insecta, Diptera, Drosophilidae. The transcript has 4 exons. Gene Ontology annotation, molecular function: FAD binding; oxidoreductase activity. The coding region runs from base 416 to 1357 and encodes 313 amino acids.